GACUCCUCCUUUGCAAAUUUCCUCCAAGUUACAAAGCCAUUCGUCCCUAAGAUGGUUACAUUAUCAUGCAUGGUUGCACCAAUGGCAGUGGCCUUAGUAGCCAUCUGGACCCACAUUGGUGUGUCCGCCUCUCCACCAGGCCCGGUCAUCAAGUGCACGUCCGGGAACAGCAAUUGCACAGUGACCAACGGCUAUGGUUCCUUUCCUGACUGGACCACCUGCCAAGUGGCCUCCGUCGCAUAUCCAACCAACGAGAGCGAACUGCUAGUCGUAGUCUCAAAUGCAUCAAUGAACAAGCAAAAGAUGAAAGCGGUCAGCGUAUACUCCCACAGCAUCCCGAAGCUAUCGUGCCCAGGCGGCCCCAGUGGAGCUGGUCUGGCAAUAAGCACCAUGCGGUUGAACCACGUGGUGAGCGUGGACUCGACCCUCAUGCGCAUGACCGUGGAGAGUGGGAUCACCAUGCGUGCGCUCAUCGAUGCCGCAGCUAAGAUUGGCCUGGCGGUCCCACCUUCGCCCUAUUGGCUAGGUGUGACCUUGGGUGGCUUGUUGAGCACGGGGUCGCAUGGAAGCUCGCUUUUUGGGAAGGGCUCAGCCGUGCAUGAGUAUGUUGUGGGGAUGAGGCUCGUCGUACCGAGUAAUGAGUCCAUCAGCGGCUCUUAUGCAAGGAUCGUAGACCUUGGAGAAGAUGAUCCAGACCUUUUAGCAGCCAAAGUUUCUCUGGGUGUUCUAGGCGUCAUUUCUCAGGUGACUCUUCAACUGCAGCCCAUGUUCAAACGGUCCAUCACCAACAGGGUCUUGGCAGACACUGCUUUUGAGUCCACCAUUACCACCUUUGGCGCGACCACCGAAUUCGGUGACCUAACUUGGUAUCCUUCACAAGCUAGGGUGGUAUAUAGAGACGACGUCCGUGUUCCCAUAAGCACGGUUGGAAAUGGCGAGAAUGAUUUCACAGGGUUCAGAUCACAGCUAUCACUGCUCAUCGUGGCCACUCGCGGAAUAGAAGUAGUAUUUGAGGCGACCGAAAAUUCCUACGGGAAAUGCAUGCAGUCCAGAGUUCAAGUUACAACAUUACUUGAGACAGGCAUGGGCCUGAGGAACAACCCCAAAAGCAUUUUGGAAUUCACAGGUUAUCCAGUGAUAGGAAAUCAUAGCAAGAUGCAGGCUGCAGGGUCGUGCCUUAACGGUAGUGAUGAUGGGUUGUUCACAGCUUGUGGGUGGGACCCAAGAAUCCAAGGGGUCUUCUUUUAUCAAAUGACCUUUAGUAUAUCCUUAACCAAUGUGACUAACUUCUUCACUGAUGUGAAGAAACUAAGAGACAUGUACCCUACAGCUCUCUGUGGCACUGAAUUAUACGGUGGAAUCUUGAUGAAAUUCAUCCGAAACUCGACGGCCUAUCUUGGGCAGGUGGAUGACUCUCUUGAUAUUGACAUAACCUAUUACAGAUCUCGCACUCCUGCCACUCCUCGGCUUAAUGAAGAUGUCUUGGAAGAGAUUGAGCAAAUGGCAUUGUUCAAAUACAAUGGACUGCCUCAUUGGGGGAAGAACAGAAACAUUGGGUUUUUAGGAGCAAGAGCUAAGUAUGGGCCUAAAGGAGACAUGUUUGUGGCUGCAAUGGCUAAGUAUGAUCCUGAUGGGUGGUUUUCUUCCGAAUGGACGGAUGGGAUCUUGGGUUUACGUGGGGCUACUGUGGUGAUUGAAAGAAAGGGUUGUGCACUUGAUGGAUUGUGUGUAUGCUCCCUUGAUGAACACUGUGCCCCAGAUGAAGGAUACUAUUGCCGCCCAGGUGUUGUCUAUACAGAAGCUCGAGUGUGUCGGAGGACCAAUGUUUCUUAAGAUAUCAACCAAAGAAUUAAGUGGAAACAUCAUGUAUGCUGAUGGGCUCACAAGUCAUCAUAUGUAAACCAUCAUGCAUAGCUUAAAAGAAUAAUAUUCUUUUAAAUAUGAUAUAUGUUUAUCAUUAAGUAUGAUGAUGGUUAUGGUGAUGAUUUUUAGAGAAUGAGAUUCUUAUGUGUAUGGUUGUACAUGUACAAGUAUACAUAUUAUCGAUACCUAGUAAGAUGGAUUUAUGUAUCUCCGUUUAGAUCUUCAUAGAUCAUUUGCAAAUCUGUGUCUCUUUUAUAAUUUUUUGUUAUUGCCCAUGAAAUAAAUAGGUUACAAUUUCCACGGUAUAGUCUCUUAUGGUUUACUAAUGACAAUCAUGGUUAUGUUGAUGAUGAUGAUAUUUAGUGUGUUUCAUAUAUAAAAUAUUGAUCAUUAAUACCUCCUUUUAGGUUAACAAAUAACU
Molecule: messenger RNA, 2284 nt
Organism: Magnolia sinica
Lineage: Eukaryota; Viridiplantae; Streptophyta; Magnoliopsida; Magnoliales; Magnoliaceae
Product: L-gulonolactone oxidase 2-like
Exons: 4
Coding region: 52-1833 (593 amino acids)
Cellular component (GO): membrane
Molecular function (GO): FAD binding; D-arabinono-1,4-lactone oxidase activity
Source: RefSeq, a predicted model, not a curated record